Messenger RNA from Venustampulla echinocandica, 987 nucleotides. RefSeq lists its product as uncharacterized. NCBI's taxonomy places the organism in Eukaryota, Fungi, Ascomycota, Leotiomycetes, Helotiales, Pleuroascaceae. The coding region runs from base 1 to 987 and encodes 328 amino acids. The record is from RefSeq and is a predicted model, not a curated record. The transcript has 2 exons.
AUGUCGUGGAAUAUACUUUCAAUGAAUCCAGAGUUACUUAAGCAGUGGGAAGGCAUUAGCGACCCCCAGAAAGAUAUCCUACGAGCUGAACACCACAAACCAUGCCUCGCCAGGACGCCCAUCAACCCCACGACUGAGGUGGUCGUGGGUUCCAGCAUCGAUUCCAGCGGCGAGGUCGUGGAAAUAUAUAGAAGUGAUGUCUUGCAGAUUCUCAGUCAAGGGCCAAUCACUGUUGCCCCAAUCGAGAAGAUGCUCUAUAUUAUUGGUAGAUAUGCCAACCAAACAUACAGCAAGUAUCCGCCUUAUUGUAUAGCCGGAAGAUAUGAAGAAGAUUCACGGAAACUCGGCGGUCUAAAAGUAACUCGGGAUAUUUUCUUUGCAACAAGCUUCAUCUUCAUCCCCUUCAUGUUGGAUCAGCCCUCGCAGCUCAUUCCUCUUCUUGUCGUCUCCCCUUUCCACAGGACGGUAGAGUUACUUGACAGCAACUGUAGUGGAUAUGGCAUAGGUGCUCUAGAGGUCGAACUUCUAGGGAGAAUCUUUGGGUUUCUCGCCAUUCAUCUAGGGAAUCGGUUCAACCCGCUCGAUUGGCGACUUCGCCGAGAUGCAGCUUUGCAGCAAAUCUUUCACAAGGGUGAAUCCGCCCUUACCGUAAUGUCAAAUGCUAUGGCUAUUGCAUUCGGAUACGAAAUUCCCGGAUGGAUGACUAUCUAUUUUGACGGACAUAUCCUCACGGAUGGAUCUCUGGAUUGGGAAAAUUUGACGUUUCAGAUACAGCUCCAAGAUUAUAAAGCUAAGAGACUUCGGGCAGCGAGCGAACUGCUUCAUGGUUGUUUCGAACCGUAUAUUUUCUCAGGCGACGAUGAAAUGAAUGCCUUUGCGUAUCGUUUUGGCGCUCACGAUUACGCUAAGCCCCUGACGACGUAUCGAAUUACGAGAAAUGGAAUUAUAGCAGCCCUGACAGUCACAGAGCUGAAUUUAGGCCCCUAA